Gavialis gangeticus (Gharial) is the source of this 3202-nucleotide messenger RNA. RefSeq names its product protein tyrosine phosphatase, receptor type A (gene PTPRA). The transcript has 24 exons. The record is from RefSeq and is a predicted model, not a curated record. Bases 254 to 2734 code for a protein of 826 amino acids. NCBI's taxonomy places the organism in Eukaryota, Metazoa, Chordata, Crocodylia, Gavialidae. Gene Ontology annotation, molecular function: protein tyrosine phosphatase activity. Gene Ontology annotation, biological process: protein dephosphorylation.
GUGUCUCGAGUCUAGAAAAGGUUGAGAACCACUGGUAUAAAGAGACAGCAUUCCUGGUGGUUAGAGAACAAGAAGGAACAAGGAUUUUUAAUUAUGAAGCUGCUGAGGAUUUGAAGUAUGACACUGGUUCCCUUCCAAAGGACAGGUAGCUUCUCCUGCAGUUGAACAAGGAGGAAUCUAAGAGCCUCUCAGUCGAAAGAACCACAGGAAAUGCCUCCAGACACAUCUGGAUGAACUCAGAAGCAUAGAGGACAUGGGCAUGAAGGCCAACAUGGAUUUGUGGUUCUUUGUCCUCUUGCUUGGAAGCGGCCUGACAUGCCUAGGUGCAAACAACAUUACCACAGUGACACAUACCACCAACCUCACCUCUUCCGCAAGUUCCACUGAAGCCUCUACAACACAACCUGGUAGCAGGAAGAGCACUAGUGCAACCAGCACAAAUGCUAGUUCUUCAGUGACUGUUUCUUUCGGGGCGGUGAGGACAUCUGGUGCUAUAGCAGCUACGGAGCCCUACAAUUUCAGCUUACCGGGUACUGAGCAUGCCACCUCUAAGAUGGCUUCAGCUUCUCCUGCAUCUGCAUUUGUGACCCCCUCCGUUGCAAUGAGUUCAGUGUUGCCUUCUCAACACACAACUGUGCAAGGCAGAGGAACAACACCUACAGAGGGGAAUGCAACAGGUCCUACGAUAGUUAUGACUACAGAAUCCCUUGACAGCCCAGAUGGAACAUCCAAAGACCCAGUUAACCCUAACUCAGAUGGGAGAAGAGAUGAGACUCCAAUUAUAGCUGUCAUGGUGGCCUUAUCUUCUCUGCUAGUCAUAGUAUUUAUUAUCAUUGUGCUAUACAUGUUAAGAUUCAAAAAAUACAAGCAAGCUGGGAGCCAUUCCAACUCCUUCCGUUUGUCCAAUGGCCGCACAGAUGAUACAGAGCCUCAGAGCAUGCCACUGCUGGCCCGGUCUCCCAGCACCAACAGGAAAUACCCGCCGCUGCCUGUCGAUAAAUUGGAAGAGGAGAUUAACCGGCGAAUGGCAGACGACAAUAAGCUCUUCCGGGAGGAAUUCAAUGCUCUGCCAGCAUGUCCCAUCCAGGCCACAUGUGAAGCUGCCUCCAAGGAGGAAAACAAAGAGAAGAACAGAUACGUGAACAUUUUGCCCUAUGAUCAUUCCAGGGUUCACCUGACUCCCGUGGAAGGGGUCCCGGAUUCCGAUUACAUUAACGCCUCCUUCAUUAAUGGGUACCAAGAAAAAAACAAGUUCAUAGCUGCACAAGGACCAAAAGAAGAAACCGUGAAUGAUUUCUGGAGAAUGAUUUGGGAGCAAAACACAGCAACAAUCGUCAUGGUGACAAACCUGAAAGAGAGAAAGGAAUGUAAAUGUGCUCAGUACUGGCCAGAUCAGGGCUGCUGGACAUAUGGAAACAUCCGGGUGUCUGUGGAGGAUGUGACCGUCUUGGUUGAUUACACAGUACGGAAGUUCUGCAUUCAACAGGUUGGUGAUGUCACAAACAAAAAGCCGCAGCGACUCGUGACACAGUUCCACUUCACCAGCUGGCCAGACUUCGGGGUCCCCUUCACCCCCAUUGGGAUGCUGAAGUUCUUGAAGAAAGUGAAGACAUGUAACCCCCAGUAUGCAGGGGCGAUCGUUGUACACUGCAGUGCUGGGGUGGGACGCACAGGCACUUUCAUAGUCAUCGAUGCCAUGCUGGACAUGAUGCAUGCGGAGAGGAAGGUGGAUGUGUAUGGCUUCGUGAGCCGGAUUCGGGCACAACGCUGCCAGAUGGUACAGACAGAUAUGCAGUAUGUGUUUAUAUACCAAGCACUUCUGGAGCACUACCUGUAUGGGGACACAGAGCUGGAAGUGACCUCGCUGGAGAUCCACCUCCAGAAAAUCUACAACAAAGUGCCAGGGACCAGCAGCAAUGGGCUGGAGGAAGAGUUCAAGAAACUAACUUCAAUCAAGAUCCAGAACGACAAGAUGAGAACAGGCAACUUGCCAGCCAACAUGAAGAAGAACAGGGUGCUUCAAAUAAUUCCAUAUGAAUUUAACCGAGUGAUCAUUCCAGUGAAGAGAGGCGAGGAGAACACGGAUUACGUGAAUGCUUCCUUCAUCGAUGGUUACCGCCAGAAGGACUCGUACAUCGCCAGCCAGGGGCCUCUGCAGCACACAAUAGAGGAUUUCUGGAGGAUGAUCUGGGAGUGGAAGUCCUGCUCCAUAGUUAUGUUAACAGAGUUGGAAGAAAGAGGCCAGGAGAAGUGUGCUCAGUACUGGCCAUCUGAUGGCUCUGUGUCCUAUGGGGAUAUCACGGUGGAGCUGAAAAAAGAGGAGGAAUGUGAGAGCUACACAGUACGGGACCUGCUAGUCACAAACACCAGGGAAAACAAGAGCCGGCAGAUCCGACAGUUCCAUUUCCAUGGCUGGCCAGAAGUCGGCAUCCCCAGUGACGGGAAAGGGAUGAUCAACAUCAUCGCAGCUGUGCAGAAGCAGCAGCAGCAGUCUGGGAACCACCCCAUCACUGUGCACUGCAGUGCGGGAGCAGGAAGAACAGGAACCUUCUGUGCACUGAGCACUGUCCUGGAAAGGGUAAAAGCUGAGGGCAUUCUGGACGUCUUUCAGACAGUGAAAAGUUUGAGGUUACAGAGGCCGCACAUGGUGCAGACACUGGAACAGUACGAAUUCUGCUACAAGGUGGUGCAGGAAUACAUUGACGCCUUCUCAGACUACGCCAACUUCAAGUGAAAAAACAAAAUGAAAUGACAGAAGAGUUGCCUUCUUUAAUAUUUUGUAAUAUUCUCUUUGUUAAUAUACCCCCCCAAAUAUGUGUAUAUAUCUUAACUGUUUUAGAGGUUGGUACCAUAAGCUUCAUAUUAGCCGGAGAUUUUAUAUGUAGCAAAAGUGUUAGCGCAGAUACUGUUUGCUCCUUUUUUUUUCCAAUGUUUUAUUGGGGAAUUGAAUAGCGUGAUGUUUGGAUUAAUAUUGUUGAAGCAGCUCUCUGCUGGAGAGCCAAUACAGGCUGUUGUUUUGUUUGUAAAUCUUUUUCUGUUUUUUUUUUCUUGAGGGAGUAAAGCCUUUUUACAAAGAUAACAUCCUGGGUCUCAUCUGAAAAUGCAAGCACAAGCCUUCCUGGACCCACGGGGAAAUGGUUUCACAUUUUUCCGCCCUUCUGCUCUUGGGGAAUUAAAAAGAAUAAAUCUCAUUCUGUAAAUA